AUGGCAUCUUAUCGGUUCAUCGCCAGUGCCAUAGCAAUAGUUCUAGCCCUAAGCAUCAACGGGAGCUUAGCAGCACGUCACUUGCUCGACACGACUCCGCCACCAGCCCCUGCCCUGCCUACCAUUCCCAACCUGCCGACAGCUACCCUGCCGCCGCUUCCCUCAAUGCCAACCCUGCCUAAGCCGACUGCACAGCCACCUCUCCCAAACACUGCCCCCACACUGCCUACUGCCACCCAACCGUCUCUUCCGAAGCCCGGAUCUCUACCCCCACUCCCUAGCCUCCCCACGACCAUGCCCAACCUCCCGAAGGCUACCGUUCCGCCACCACUCCCCAGCCUGCAGCAGCCCACUAUCCCUAAGGCUGCAUUGCCGCCACUCCCCAGCCUGCCUAACACCAUGCCAGCUGUACCGAAGGCCACUCUUCCGCCUCUCCCGACCAUGCCCUCAAUCCCGACCACCAUGCCGUCAAUCCCAUUCCUCGCUCCGCCGCCAGCAACCCCCAGUCCUUGA
Molecule: messenger RNA, 513 nt
Organism: Punica granatum (pomegranate)
Lineage: Eukaryota; Viridiplantae; Streptophyta; Magnoliopsida; Myrtales; Lythraceae
Source: RefSeq, a predicted model, not a curated record